AAUGGAACAAAAGAUGAUAGAGAUAGUGAUCCCCAAAAAAAGCAUACAUAAUGCACUCCAUUUCCCCACAGCGUGAUUAAUGGACACACCCACAUCUCCAUUCCAUGUGUUCAUUUUUCUUCAAUGCUAAAAAGAUGUGUGUGUGAACUUCUCUAUCAUUUUCUUAUUUUCACUUUGGUCCACUUUAGUCCAUCCGUUCACCCACCUUACCAAGCAAGCCUCGUAACUUUUGAAAAAGUCAAAAACAACCCCAAACCGUCUCGCUCCUUUAUAUAUUAUUACUCCAAACCAACAGAUUCGAAAAUCUCAUAAACAAUGGAUUGGUUCUCAUGGCUCUCGAGGACGAAUCUCGAAGCUUCUCUAAUCUACGAGUACGGUCUCUCUUUCUCGAACAACGAGCUCGAGUUCGAAGACAUUGCUUACUUCAACCACGAAUUUCUCCAGAGCAUGGGGAUCUCGAUCGCUAAGCACCGCCUCGAGAUCCUGAAGCUUGCUCGGCGUGACCGGAAACCGUCUCCGCUCACCGCUCGUUCAAUUUUCAGAGUCUUGAUUGCGAUCAAGAAGACCGGGAAAUGCUUCUCCGAGUAUGUUCGAUCCUGGAUCCGACGAGAGGAAUCGUCUCGGGCUCUGGUGCUUGUGUCGAGGAGCAGCGGGAACGGGAGAUGGAAAGGCGCGAGGAAGAAGAGAUCGGUGAUGCCGAUGAGCAACGGGAAUGGCGGAAAGGAAGAGAGACUUCUGUUGACGAAUGGAACUCCUUAUAGGCUCGAUUAUGAAGAUGAUAAUACUACUCAUUGGGGGAACAAAGAUGUAGAAGCCAUUAAGUGGGAUUCAAUGUUUCAGAACCUUAAACCUACUUGAAAUCAUCAACUAGGGAUUUGGGAUUUUUAGGCUUCUUCCACCACAGAUUUGAUUAUUUGAGUUUUUGGCUAAAUAGUUUCAAGUUCUGUUUGUUAGGCCAAUUAGUUUUGUUAAUUGACAUUUUUGAGAUUUGGAAUGAUUCUCUGUCUCCUUUUAUUUGCCUUUUUUUUUUUUU
Arabidopsis lyrata subsp. lyrata is the source of this 1033-nucleotide messenger RNA. RefSeq lists its product as uncharacterized. Gene Ontology annotation, molecular function: protein binding. Lineage: Eukaryota; Viridiplantae; Streptophyta; Magnoliopsida; Brassicales; Brassicaceae. The coding region runs from base 316 to 858 and encodes 180 amino acids. The record is from RefSeq and is a predicted model, not a curated record. The transcript has a single exon.